AUGCUUGCAUUGUUACUGUUUCACGUUGUCUCUGCUUAUUGUUUUGGGUGUCACUUUAGGAUUUCGCGGCAGCUGUGCAGGCUUCCAGACCCGACCUGGCGACCACUUGUCGUUCGCAAUUUGUCAAAUCCAUCAGUACUUGCAGUAGACGAGCAGCACAGAAGGCUAUUCGUUGCGGACCAGACGACCAACAAGAUCUGGUGGUAUCAGCUGCAGGUCGCAGAGCCCAGCAAGUUCCUGAUCACAGAUGGCGUCCAGCGACUGGCCGCCUCGAAUAUCUUGGCCAAGGGCCUUGCAGUGAGUCAGGCUGGCGAUCUUUUCAUAGCCGGACGAGUCCUUGCUGCCGGUGGCCGAAGUGCUAUCUAUAAACAGGAAGCUGCGGCCUUUGAGUCGGGGGAUUCGCUGUCCCCGAAACGACUCUGGACUGCAGGUGAUGGAAGUUGGCUCCCAACGAUGCUUGAGACCGGUCUGCCUUCUAUGUCAGAGCCAAUGAGCCCGUCCACGCCUGAACUUUUCCAGCCUGGCGCCGUGGCAGUGGACAUGUUCACAGUGUAUUGGGGCAAUCUGAUCAAAAGCAAUGUCAGUGCUGCCCUUGCUUCUGCACCUGCUACGGUUCCGAUGCCACGACCUGGUGGUGCCAUUCCCAAAGUUAAGGCUGGCGCUCAUGCUUUGGCCAACAGCUUUGAGUCCGUGACAGGUCUGGCCAUGACCUCUGCCGGCAUGUUCUUCGCUGGUCGGCCAAAAGAGGGGCUCCCAGGGGUUUUCGCUUUGCCAAACAGGGACGUCACUGCUGGCUGCAGCGAGGAUGACCACUGCGUCCGGCGUGUGGCGCAGGUUGGGAAUGCUUUAUCUUUGUGCUGGGAUGGGGACUCAACCCUGUUCAUUGCAGAUGGCGGCCGGGGAGCAGUUGUAGCUCUUCCCUCUGCCACUGCCUCCCAGCAUGAUGUGGAAAAAGUUGCAGAUGCUCGUGGCGUGCGUGGCCUUGCCAUGCUUUCCGUGCCAUAUUCAGGAACCCAGGCGGUGGCCCUUUCGAUGGUGGUGACUCUGAUGGUGUGCAUUGCAAACCUUCUCGGCUCUCGAAUGCUGCCAUCAAAGUUGUCCAGCGGGCUUGCGACCAUAAAGAGAGCAACCCCUGAUGAUCGACGUUCACUUGUGGCAGUCACUUAUGGCACCGGAUCGUUUACCGGGUUUCUGCCGCUUGGCGCGAUUGGCAUAUGCAUACUGGCGAUGGCCACUGCCGGUUGCAGUGCAACAGGGGAACUUUGGAGGUCUCCGGAACCCGGUGGUGCCGUGCUUGCUUUGGGCAAUGCAUGGAAUGCAGCUGCAGCAGCGACAGGAGAAUUGCUGGGGUGCAAAGUCUCCCACAUCAUCGCAGUUGGCUCCCACCGCAACUUCACUGCAAUCUCUGCCCUCCUGACCAAGCAUGGACAACACGAGAUUGAUCACAAGUUCUUUCGAAUGUCCGAUUGGCUAAGACCAGAUGAACAGCUGGAUUUGAGAGUUGAGUUGAGCGAAGCUCUGCAGGCCUUGCAAUCUGCAGUGCAGCCAAAGAGCACCGCUGAAAAUCGGCUGGUGCUGCUGCAUUGUGAUCAGGGGCAUAAUCGCUCUCCAACCCUGGCAUUGACUUUUUUCCUUCACAAUGGCCACACUCUCCGACAGGCCUACGGCAGACUCUUGGAAGUGAGGCCUGACGUGGAUCCGCUGCCGCCAUACCGCCGGGGUCUUUGCGCUCUGGAGGCGGAACUCUACGGUGAACCAUGCACAAUUUCGGAGGAAGACUACUUUGGCAAGCACAUCACAGAGCUGAUGAGUCUUCCAAACUUGGAUGAGCUGUCCUCUUCUUGUCACGAGUCGUUCCGCCCGAUGCCGGUGGACUUGGACGAGUCAGAAGAAGAUCCCGACUUCGAUGCUUCAGAGACCUUUGGACAAGCCAUCACUGUCCGGAGAUUUUCAAUUGCAACUUUGAUCGCUGAGCUCGCUGAUGCUGCAAAAAAAAAACGGUAG
Messenger RNA from Cladocopium goreaui, 2004 nucleotides. The record is from the annotation of a GenBank genome assembly. Lineage: Eukaryota; Dinophyceae; Suessiales; Symbiodiniaceae.